AUGUCUCAACCCUCAGCUCCACCCAUAUUGGACUUUUCUCCAUUCUAUGGAGAGAACAGCGACGCAAAAUCUAAUUUGAUCGACGAAGUUCGCAAAUGUUGCCAUUAUAAUGGAUUUUUUCAAAUCACCGGCCAUCGCGUCCCACUGGACUUGCAGCGCCGCGUCAUGAAUUGCUCCAGGCGUUUCUUUGAUCUUCCUCUGGAAGAGAAGUUGAAAGUUGACAAAAAUCUCACCACCUUCAACAGAGGCUAUGAACUCCUCCGAUCGCAAAUGCUGGAAGUAGGCACCGGCCCUGAGCUGAAAGAAGGCCUGUACAUCGGCGAGGAAAUCCCCGAGGAUCACCCCUACUAUUUGGGGAAGAAGUUGAACAGUGGCCCUAACCAAUGGCCACCUACUGUUUCCGACAAGGAAGAAUUUCAAGAAACAACCAUGGAAUAUUACCACGCAGUAUUUGAUCUCGCAAAGGAUGUUCUAGGAGUUCUAGCUCAAACUUUGGGAGUUGACUCUACAUUCUUCGACCCUCUCACCGAGGGAGCUGUCGCGACAAUGAGAUACCUCCAUUACCCAGCUCAGCCACAAGAUACCGACGAUAAAUUGAAUCGUGGAAUUGGAGCGCAUACGGACUUCGGGUGCAUUACUCUCCUGCUGCAGGAUGAGGUCGAUGGUUUGCAAGUGCUAGACGCGCCAUCGGGACAAUGGUUAGACGUCAAGCCCGUUCCCGGGGCAUAUGUGGUAAAUCUGGGCAAUCUUUUCAUGCGAAUGGCGAACGACAAAUAUAAAUCCAACACCCAUCGUGUGAUCAACAAAUCAGGUCGAGAGCGAUACUCGAUUCCGUUCUUUUUCAGUGGAAAUCCAGAUUAUAUCUGCGAGUGCUUGCCUAACUGUCGUGAUGAGGGUGAACCUGCCAAGUACGGUCCGAUUACUGUGCAGGAUAUGGUGACGGCAUCUUACAAGGAGAGUUACGGCCGUGCGGAGGAAUUCAAGAAAGGGUUGGAUUCAAAGAAGGCGGAUAUCAUUCAUGUACUUACGACGGUCGGUGCUUAA
This is a messenger RNA of Penicillium coprophilum, 1044 nucleotides long. RefSeq names its product Fe(2+)/2-oxoglutarate-dependent oxygenase encD (gene encD). Lineage: Eukaryota; Fungi; Ascomycota; Eurotiomycetes; Eurotiales; Aspergillaceae. The coding region runs from base 1 to 1044 and encodes 347 amino acids. The transcript has 3 exons. Gene Ontology annotation, molecular function: dioxygenase activity. The record is from RefSeq and is a predicted model, not a curated record.